Messenger RNA from Nymphaea colorata (pocket water lily), 1118 nucleotides. RefSeq names its product adenine phosphoribosyltransferase 2-like. NCBI's taxonomy places the organism in Eukaryota, Viridiplantae, Streptophyta, Magnoliopsida, Nymphaeales, Nymphaeaceae. Gene Ontology annotation, cellular component: cytoplasm; cytosol. The transcript has 7 exons. The record is from RefSeq and is a predicted model, not a curated record. Gene Ontology annotation, biological process: adenine salvage. The coding region runs from base 159 to 704 and encodes 181 amino acids. Gene Ontology annotation, molecular function: adenine phosphoribosyltransferase activity.
AGUCGGAGAGAAUUUCCAGGGGAUUCAUUUCGUUCUAUUUUUGCGAGGGAAUUCCUUUUUCAGGAACCCCUUCCCUCCAUCGGCCUCUCCGGAGAGGAAUAGACAGAGAGCGCGAGAUCGAGGCUUUCCUUCUUCCAGGUUGCUACCCGAGCUCCUAAAUGUUGGCCGAUGGCGAUCCUCGUCUUCAGACCAUCUCCGAUGCGAUCAGAGUCAUUCCUCACUUCCCCAAGCCAGGAAUCAUGUUUCAGGAUAUCACUACGCUGCUCCUCCGGCCGAAAGCUUUCAGGAACGCUGUCGAUCUCUUUGUCGACCGGUAUAAAGACAUGAACAUCUCUGUCGUUGCUGGCAUUGAAGCUAGGGGGUUUAUCUUUGGCCCUUCAAUUGCUUUAGCUCUGGGUGCUAAGUUUGUACCAUUGCGAAAACCGAAGAAAUUGCCAGGUGAAGUCAUUUCAGAGGAAUAUGUUCUUGAAUACGGAAAUGAUUGUCUUGAGAUGCAUGUUGGCGCUGUUCAGCCAGGUGAACGUGUAUUGGUGAUUGAUGAUUUGGUGGCAACUGGUGGGACACUUGGUGCAGCUAUAAGACUACUAGAGCGUGUAGGGGCUGAAGUUGUUGAAUGUGCAUGUGUCAUUGGGUUACCUGAGCCAAAGGGGCAGGGCAGUCUAAAUGGAAAGCCGUUGUAUAUUCUUGUGGAGCCUCACCUAUAAGGCCAGUUUCAUGAACAGGUUGUACCUGUUUCAGGUUGUCUGUGAUUCUUCUUGAGCUUGUUCUGUGGCUUACGACUGAAAAGAGAGGACUGAAGAGCGAGAGCAGCUUCCUAAAGGUUUGUGCCAUGAGAGAUCUCAGAAGGGCAGGUGAAUCUGUCUGGCGGUGCAGUGUUCACAAUUGUCUGAUUUGUUGUGGUUCUAUCAACUAUGCUUUUGUGAAAUAUUAAUUUAUGUACUCCUACAGGCAACGAGAACUAUAAAAUUAGUUGAUGAGGAUGGGGAUUUCAGCCGUCGGUUUAGGAUGGCACGCCUAUUUUUCCUAUUUCCAUAGGUAUAGACUGUUUCAGUUGAGUUCUUAAGGACUAUACUUUAUGUAUCUUAAUGUUCUCUGAGUUACCAAUUACUGCUUUAUCA